AUGUCUAAUAAACUGUUACCAUGUAUAGUUUAUAAUUCUCCUUAUAAUUCUCCGUCCAGGGGCGUCGACUACAGUGGAGGGACAGCGGAACACAAGAGGGCGUCAACCAUGCCAUCACAGGGAUCUCUCUUCACCAACUUUGAAGAUAUACAGUUGACAGAUGAAGAAAGGGUCUAUUUAAAUGCAGCAUCGUUGGGUGAUGUCGGGAUCGUGCGACAGUCCUUGGAGGAGAAGGGAGCCUCCUUGAAUGUUAACUGUUUAGAUUAUAUGGGUAGAAAUGCCCUACACCUAGCAAUCGAUAGUGAGAAGUUGUACAUCAUUGAGAUGUUGCUGGACAACUUAAGUUUUAACUGUAUAGAAGAGGCAUUGCUCCAUGCUAUAAGUAAGGGAGGACAAAAAAUUGUUAAAAUAAUCAUUGAACAUCCGACAUUUAUUGCUGGCGAGGAUCGAUUCAAGAGGUCAGGGGUCAAUGAAGCCUUUUUCAGAACAGAAGAGAAAAGUCAGUUUCCUCCGGAUAUUACACCUUUAAUUUUAGCUGCUUCGUACAAUAAUCAUGAAAUUGUUCAAAUGUUUCUCUCGAGAAAUCAUCGGAUAGAGAAACCACAUCCAAUUUACUGUAAGUGUACAGACUGCGUCAUCAAGCAGAAUUAUGAUUCUCUAAAAAGGUCAAGGUCACGUUUGAACGCAUACAGAGCGUUGUCAAGUCCUGCUUACAUGGCUCUGUCAAGUCCGGAUCCCAUCAUGACAACAUUUGAACUUAGACAGGAAAUGAUGAAGCUGGCAGAAGUUGAAAAAGAGUUCAAGAAUGAAUAUCAUGGUUUAGUUGUGAAGUGUAUGGACUUUGCCUGUGAGUUGAUGGAUCUAUGUAGAGGUACUCAGGAAGUAGAAGCCGUAUUAAGCGAGGGCACAGAUUCGGUAGUUGAGGGAUCCAGGGAUCUUUUAGCUCGCCUUAAAAUGGCCAUUAGAUAUCAAGAAAAGAAAUUUGUAGCUCAUCCUAAUUGUCAGCAGCAUAUGACAAGUCUAUGGUACGGGUCAGAGAUGGGCUUUCUUCAGUCUUUAAGUUGGUGGAAACAGUUGUGUUUUGUGAUUUUGUUUCUACCUACGAUACCGUUUAUAGCACUAUCAUAUAUCAUUGCGCCAAAUACAAAGCUUGGAGCUGUGAUGCGUUGUCCAGUAACAAAGUUUAUUACCCAUACCACAUCACAUGUGUGUUUCCUCAUUCUGUUAGCUGCUGCCACUUUCAGACUAGCGGAGAGUGGAGUGUCAAUCACCUCAACGAAAGAGUUUACAGAUCCUGCCUUUAUACACCUUUCAAAAGACGAGAAAAUUAAUAGUUUAUUAAAGGAGACUUUAAGACCUGCAAAUACGUUGCUUACUCGUGUACAGUUUUGUAUAGUCUUUUGGAUAUUAGGUCUAUUGUGGAUAGAGUGUAAACAACUCUAUUGUACAGGCGCUCACUCAUAUCUCACAGAUUAUUAUAAUUUUAUGGACUUUAGUGUAAUAUCGAUGUAUCUAGCAUCGUAUGUGUUAAGAUUUUAUACAGAAAUCAUGGUCUCUAAUGCUGACAGGGAAUUUAAUGGCGCAGAACGUGCGAACGACCUUCUACGGCAGGACAACUACACAUAUUUUGAUUUACUAUUAGCAGAGAUAAAAAAUCCUCGUUACUCACCACAAAAUUAUUUCAUGGAAGCUUCCAGAUUCCAUUGGAAGGCAGACGACCCUGAAAUCGUUUCAGAUGUGUUAUUUGCCAUAGCUAAUGUGAUUAGUUUUGCUAGAACAACAUUUCUGAUGCCUGCUUUUGAAGUGUUAGGUCCUUUACAGAUAUCAUUAGGACGCAUGAUUGGUGAUAUUACUCGUUUUAUGGUGCUAUUCACAUUGGUACUAUUUGCCUUUAUGGUAGGUCUACAUAACUUGUAUUGGUAUUACGGCGCUCAAAGAAUUAAGAUGGUGAUGGGCGACCAGACUGCAUAUGUGCAUGCUGCAGAGGCAUUCCAGGGAUUAAAGCAGACAUUUUAUAGUUUGUUCUGGUCAAUGUUUGGACAAGUCAGUAUCAACGAUAUCAGUGUUAAACAUCCUGGUCCUGACGGAGUGUUCACUGCUAAAGAUCCAAACAAUGUGAUGGAGAGUAGUACAGCCAUCGUAGAAGGAGUUGGUACUUACUUAUUUGGAAUUUAUCACGUGGUUAUCAUAAUCGUUCUUAUCAACAUGUUGAUAGCUAUGAUGAGUCAUUCUUUUGAGGAUAUACAGACUGACUGUGAUGUCGAAUGGAAGUUUGCAAGAACAAAACUGUGGAUGAAUUACAUGGAUGACGGAAGUACACUGCCUGUUCCAUUUAACAUGAUACCAACACCAAAGUCCAUAUACUAUAUCUGGCGGUCAUUCAGAUUUCUAUUCUCCAGGAAAGAUAACGGAGACUGGCUUGAUUAUCAACGAGCUAGAAAGAAAACAUUUAUAAAGAGACGUAGAGAAAUUGUUUGUAAAUCUUUAGAGUUAAAGACGGAAGAAACAACAUAUACAGAAAUAAUGCAAAGACUAGUCAAGCGGUAUCUGUUUAAGCUGGAACGUGCCAGAGAUGAAAAAGAAAUGGUCAAUGUACCAGCCUUAAGAACGGAGGAAGUAGAAAUUGUAGAAACAAACGAUGCACCACCACCUGUUCCAGAUACACCUAAUAGAAUUCCGUAUGCUACACCUCCAAUACAUGAAGAAGAGGAUGAAAUAUCAUGUAAUCAAAAAUCUGGUAAAUCUGGAUUGAAGAGAAAAACAACUGCAAGACAACAAACAAGGCGUGUGUCAAAUAGUGUUCCAUCAGGGCCGACAACUCUCGUUAUACCUCAGUUAGACGCUAUUCAAAGAUCACAGAAGCUUCUUGACGUUAGACUUCAGCAUUUACAAGCUAGUAGUAAAGAGAAUAAUAGAAUUAUUGACGAUGUAGAAUUUCUACGUAAAGUAAUGACAGAAAAUCAAAAAGCAUUAUAUAAUAUAAUACAAGCUUUAGGUAAUAUGCAAGGUGAAAUUGUUAAUUUAGUCAAAUGUUUUGCACCAAUACCAGCUAGUAAUGACGUCAGUCAACCAAGUACACAUCAGAAUUCUAAGUCAGCACAAAAGAAGCGAUCUAGUCACGCAGACGAUGCAGAAAGUGAGGUUUAACUACUCCUUACUUCUAGAAAUAAGGCAGCGUUUAAAAUAUGGUUUUUAAUUUUAUCUUCUUUUUUGUUGUUUAUUUGUAAAAUAAUUUUAGUAAAUUUUGUGCUAUGUUAGAAAAAAAUAUAUAUGACAAAGUUCCUUAAUACGUAAUAGUGAAUACUUCAAUUAACUCGUUUUUUUUUUUAUUUCUUAUUGAUUCUUUACUGCUUGUUGCUAAUCAUAAUUUGAAACAAAUUUCUGUAGUGAUCAUUUCCGGUUUUACAGAUUUUACAAAUUCUGUGACUUUAAAGUCCUUUCUGAAUUUACAUUUAGAUUCAACUGUUUGUAAUACAAGCGAGUAUUUUUAUACAAUUCAAAAGAUCGAAUCAGUUAUGGGGUGGUCAAAAAUCAGACUUGAAUGAAGGAUUCGAUAUGAUUUUUUAUAGCAUAACAUAGGUGUUAUUCACUGAUUUGAAAUGACUGUAGUAUUGACUCCUUUUGGAAUCCAUCUUUGGUGUGUUUUUGGAUUAAUUGCUCAUUUUCUAAAUUUGGUUUCUAGCACCACUGAUGAUAACUUAAUUUUGGAAAUAUGCAUACACUGCAUGGUGGCCAUCAAAUGAAAUUUGGAAUCCUCUGAGUAUUCCAUCUGUCUAAAUGAAAAUUUAAGACCAAAUGGCCAAUAUUGAUUACAAUAUGUAAAGAAGUAAACAAUCAAUAAUCUGAAACGAACAAAAAAUUAAUAAGAAAAUACAUAAAACAAGAAAAAACACGAAAGUUUACAUAAAUAGCAAUACCUCGAUUGCUAAUAUUACUAAGCUUUUCAAAAUUUGAAAUUUUUGGCUUUAAAAACUUUAAAUCACGAGCGUUCUUGAUAAAGGUUAUUCGAAAAACACGUGUUAUACCCCCGGUAUUCAUAUCAAAAAUUAUAUAUACUUUUUAAUUUUCUGCUGAAUUGAAUUAUAUGCUCAAUAGAAAUAUUUGCAUAUUUUUAUAGGUACUUUUGUUUGUAUAGUUGGUAUUUUUUUUUAAAUUGUUUGUUGUUAUUUUAUAAUAGAGUAAUAUAUGAUUACGGCUUUUUAUUGAAGAUUGAGAAUAAAUGUCAGUUGGCUGGUUCAACUGAUUACUUGAGAAAUUGGUUUUCAUUAUAAUUAUAAAUAAAUUUGACUAAAAUUUAA
Messenger RNA from Mytilus californianus (California mussel), 4298 nucleotides. Its product is annotated as short transient receptor potential channel 7-like. Gene Ontology annotation, biological process: regulation of cytosolic calcium ion concentration; calcium ion transmembrane transport; manganese ion transport. Bases 1 to 3147 code for a protein of 1048 amino acids. Gene Ontology annotation, cellular component: cation channel complex; membrane. The transcript has 15 exons. Lineage: Eukaryota; Metazoa; Mollusca; Bivalvia; Mytilida; Mytilidae. The record is from RefSeq and is a predicted model, not a curated record. Gene Ontology annotation, molecular function: inositol 1,4,5 trisphosphate binding; protein binding; store-operated calcium channel activity.